Molecule: messenger RNA, 1992 nt
Organism: Acanthosepion pharaonis
Lineage: Eukaryota; Metazoa; Mollusca; Cephalopoda; Sepiida; Sepiidae
Source: the annotation of a GenBank genome assembly
AUGGCUCCUGAUGUCAUGCUUAGUGACCUUGCAGAAGAGUUGCUGCUACAACAGAAUCAGUUUUAUUUACAACAAAGUCCAAGAAAUCUACUUGGCCAUGGUCAGUUUGGAAGAGUCUACCAAGCAAUUUAUAAAAAUCAGUCUGUGGCUGUCAAGUUAUUUACCAACAUUGGAGAUUACCAUCCACGUAAGAUGCUGAGAAAAGAGGUAACUGUCAUGAUGCGACUAAAGCACCCGAGUGUUGUGUCCUUGUUGGCUGUUGGUUUACGUCCUUGCCUCAUAGUGAUGGAGAGAGCAGCUUAUGGUUCUCUAAAACAUGUGCUUGGCAACAGGAAAAGCAUGAAGCCGUUACUCAUUCAAAGAAUUGCUCUUCAGGUUGCUGAAGGCUUGAUGUAUCUUCACCAACAAAUGAUUAUAUACAGAGAUCUGAAACCUUCAAAUAUCUUGGUAUUUAGUUUGUGCUUGACGAGUUUGAUCAAUGUCAAAAUCUCUGACUAUGGUAUUUCCCAACUGAUUGCCCCCUAUGGCCUCACUGCCAAGGAAGGCACACGUGGUUAUCAAGCUCCAGAAGUUGCACGCAGAGAAAACUACUCAUUUCAGGCUGAUAUAUUCUCAUAUGGAAUUAUGCUGUAUAUGUUGUUGUCAGGAGGGAAGCAUCCAUUUGAUCAUCUCAAAGACCCCUAUGAAAUUGAACAGGCAAUUUUAGAUGAGCAGAGCAUUUCUUUGCCUUCUUGUAAAAAUGGUGGCACCUGGCCAGAUAUGCUUGAUAUACUUCACCAAUGUCUUGACCACAACCCAGACCGACGUCCAACUGCUGAGCAAGUUUGUAAACACCUGAAAAACCCAGAAACAAUUUCUCUGAAACAAAUAAUUCUGGUGACAAAGUCCUAUUCAAUUGAUUGCAUGAUUGUCACAGAAGAUACCAAUUACAAUCUGACCUUGUGGGUGACCAGUGGUAAUGACCAAAAUAUUCAGUUGUCAUGGUUGAAGCCAAAUGACAGUUCGGUUGAAGUUGCGGGUAAAAUCUUAGACAUCCACCGCCCCCUCUGCUUGCUUAGUGUCAACAAUAUUAUUUUGUUAGGAUGUAUUUCUGGUAGAAUUGAAGUGUUCCAUGCAGAUAAGAAGCAACACCUCCACAGCAGCAGCCAAUCAUUUGAGGCAGUAUUGAGUAUUUUUUGUUUUCAUAGAGUUAAUGAUUCAGAUUUAAUUCUUGCUGGUUCAGCUGAUGGUAGCAUUUCAGUUUUUCUUUUGGAGUCACUCAUUAAUGUUGAAGAUUGUAAACCACUAUUCAUUCAAAAGAUUCAAUUUCAUGAACCUGUGAUGUGUUUAUGCCAAUAUGACAAUGUUAUUUAUGCAAGUUGUGGAGAUUCUGUAUUCAAAUUAAAUUUACAAGUGGACAUCACCAAUCUGGAUAAAACCUGCCCUCAUUUUGAAAUUGUUAAGAUGAAGAUGGGGCACAGCUUGUUUCCUGUUAACCAAGAAAUUCCAAACAUCAACACAAUGGCUUUGUUUGAAAAACUGAUGUACAUUACUCGACGCAAUGAUUCAACCAUUGAAAUUUGGGAUAUUAUGAAGGAAAAAUAUGAAAAUUAUGUUAAUAUUUUCAAUUUCCUAACUGGAUGUGAUGCCAAUCAAGCAAGAAUCACAGCAACAUUACUUGAUCAAACCAACAGCAGAUUCUGGGUAGGCACUGGUGGUGGCCAUCUUGUUCUCCUAGAAUGUCACACCCUUCAACUCUUGAGAGUUAUUUGCAGGCACCCAAAUCCUAUUCGCUCAUUGCUUCUGUAUACCAGUCCAGAGCCUUAUGCAUCAACAGAAGAUCCUGUAGUUGUUUGUGGCACUUAUGAUGUUAGAAUCCAGCAAGGCAUACCAGAAGCAGAGAAAUAUGGUUGCGUUAGUGUAUGGGAUACUCAUAUAGUGGAGUACAUUGAAAGAUUUGAAGAAGAAGCACAAAAACGACAUGAGCUUACAAAUAUGACAAGCCACAUGUAA